GUCACAAUCGAUUUUCUGCUCAACAGCACGGCAAUAUGCACAUUCACUAUAGUUUUAUAGCUUCUUAGCACGUCGAAGGAAAACACCUCCAAGUCCGGUCAAAUGCCAACCUCACUUCUAGACCUGCCCAAUGAACUCCUUGAACAAAUAGUUCAGCUAGCAUUGACCUACGACAACCCCCCACCCGACUGCCCUCAGGCCCCGUAUGAGGGUUAUGUGUCUGGGCCACGGAAGGCACCCUGUCGUUCGUGGAGCUACGGGCCGAGCCAUGUUAAGUACCAGAAAAAACAGGAUUGGCAGUCAGGCUGUCUAUCCCUUCUUCUACUCAACCGACGAAUAGCGGACAUUGCAAGGAGGAGGCUAGACCCGUUAGAUCCAGUGCCUUGUUCGUUAAGGCUUGACGUUAUCCUGGCCAAUGAGACAGAUUUACUGCCAACCUGGUGCUUUCUUUCAAAGGUCUGUCGGCGUGUCGAUGAUCUCACCGCCACCUUCAGGAUAAUUGGUACUAGCCCAACGCUGGAAGGUCGCAGGCAGAGGUUUCGUCCGGGAGAUGGUACUCCACCUCCAAUUCUCUGGAGCUUCUAUUAUAUAUUGGAACGUUUUCUCGAGGUUGGCCCUCUGGCAGAACAUAGACUGCCCACAGCCUCGCCUCGUAGCAAACGUAUGCCGUUCAGUAUCAACCGACUCAAUCUGGACUUCGUCUCAUCCAAAGAUGGUACAGUGGCACCACCGCAUAUAGGUGUUUUUAACUGGAUAGGCGGCAUUGACAACGAGGAUGACAUAGAGUCCUCUGUAUGGUCAUCCAGUGAUUUGGCUUCCUGGCUCAUGAGACCGGAAUGGCUGGCAGAGUUUAUCAGCGGCUACAUCCGAUAUCUACUUCGCAUGGGUGGCAGGGCGGAACUCCACGGAGCAAUGAUAUAUGAGUAUGUGGGGAGUAUCCGGAUCUGUGUCGACGGGAACCUUUUGGAGGAAUAUCGCCUGGAUUACAUCUUGAAGGAUCUGAAUUUAACGUAUGGCUUUGAUGAAAUCAGACGCAAUUUCUUUGUUCGAUGGAAAGCGAAGGCUUAUCGUGUUCGUCAGGAAGCCGGACUUCCAGUUAUUAUUUGAUGUUCUCUUGAUUAGGACUAUCCCUCGUUGCUUCUUU
This is a messenger RNA of Aspergillus caelatus, 1144 nucleotides long. RefSeq lists its product as uncharacterized. Bases 103 to 1107 code for a protein of 334 amino acids. The transcript has a single exon. NCBI's taxonomy places the organism in Eukaryota, Fungi, Ascomycota, Eurotiomycetes, Eurotiales, Aspergillaceae. The record is from RefSeq and is a predicted model, not a curated record.